AUGGUGGGGCCUCCAGAUCCUGUUUCAAAUUUGAGAACUAUAAUAUUUAAAGAACCGUUAAAUGAAACUCAUUUAGAAAAAAGAUACAGAAAGUUAAGAGCAGACGUACAGGAGUGGAAUCAAAAAUUUUGGACCCAACACAACUCAAGAUUUUACCAGGAGCGAGAAGACUAUGUAAAGAAAAACUUGCCAGCUGACAAACAAAACUUAACUGCCGAUGAGAUGAGUGUGUUCUACAAAGCUUUUUUAGACAAAAACUGGAAAUUACAUUUAAAUUAUAACAUGGAAUGGUACAAAAAGAAUUUCACCCUCUUGAAAUUGGCGUUGAGAAUAAAACUAAUGAGACUACUGAGAUUAAAAGAUUAG
Molecule: messenger RNA, 366 nt
Organism: Arctia plantaginis
Lineage: Eukaryota; Metazoa; Arthropoda; Insecta; Lepidoptera; Erebidae
Source: the annotation of a GenBank genome assembly